Messenger RNA from Aspergillus tubingensis, 3135 nucleotides. Its product is annotated as ankyrin repeat-containing protein. Gene Ontology annotation, biological process: glycerophospholipid catabolic process. Gene Ontology annotation, molecular function: glycerophosphocholine phosphodiesterase activity; protein binding. Bases 1 to 3135 code for a protein of 1044 amino acids. The record is from RefSeq and is a predicted model, not a curated record. The transcript has 9 exons. NCBI's taxonomy places the organism in Eukaryota, Fungi, Ascomycota, Eurotiomycetes, Eurotiales, Aspergillaceae.
AUGAGGUUCGGUCGAAAUAUUCACCUCCAUCAAGUCCCAGAAUGGGCGGAGCAUCAUGUUCCAUACAAUCGGCUCAAGAGACUGCUGAAGAUCGCUGUUGAGAAAGCUACAGAGGAGCAAACUCGUCCCGACUUCUCAGAUGCGCAAUCAUGUCUAGACCUGAGCAUCGCGGGUCAUCUUCGGUUUCGCAAAGAGCAAGAAAGCUAUCUUCGAAAGCAAGCAGAGGAGAUACAGAGCCAUUACUGCAUAAGCUUUUGCAAUUUCGAUAUAACUACGGCGUACAAGCUCUCCCAGCUUGACAUUGAAAUCCUUUGCCAAUCGCUUUCUAGGUUUUCUAAGGAAGUUUCUCAACUGCAGCGGUACCAACAAUUGGACGUUGAAGCGGUUUCUCGUAUCCACACAAAGAUUGACAAAUAUCUGGGUAGGGAGAAAACCCGAUCUGCUGGACGAAAUGAUCUGGACAAAUUCAAGGAACAAAAUCCAUCGAGGAAAGCUCUGACUCGGAAUCUUGGAUUAUGGAUUGCUCAUCUACAGGAGGCACUUUCAGAUCCCAGCAGCAGGCCGGUCUACCCACAAUCCCCACUUUAUGAGGCACUACGGCAGGAUCAACCUUCAAUCGUGGUUUCUAUGGUAGAUGAGUCCUUACAGCAGAGCAAAUCAUCAGCGAAACUAUUUCUCUUCCAUCUGCUGGAGCUGGCGGUAUAUGAACUGCGACCCGAUACUGUCUACACUUUGCUAUUUGAUGUGCUGCCUCAGAACGAUAUUCCCAUUCAGGCUACAUUAUUAAAUCGCUUGUUCACGGUUCUGGGUUUCCGGAAGAUGCAACUAUCGGCGCCGUAUUCCUGUGUACUCUUUUGUAAAAUCCGAGAUCUGCUCUGCCAGGUGAUUGGGGAGCUAGGACCCAGAUCAGAGGAGGUUCUGCUCUCGGAAGAUACUCUCGGGCGCUUCCCUCUGCACUAUGCUGCUUCAUACGGUCUUUUGUGGGAGUGCGUGGCAAUAUUCAAUGUCGCUAAAAGCUGGGACAAGGCUUCCAAAUGGUGCCUGAUUAUGCAUACUGACAAACGAGACUGUUCACCUUUUGAGGAUGCGGCUGUUGGCAACCACCGAGACGCCGUUUCAUCUGUUCUGGUUUACUUGGAAAAAGUCCUGCACGCAUCCGAUAAGGAUGACGGAAUAGCACCAUUGUUCAGUCGAACACUAUUUACUGCGUUGCACUACGAGUAUGGGGAUCUGAUUGCGGUCAUCUCUCAGGCAUGCUCUCGCUUCUGUCGGACGCCCAGGAACUGUGAAGGAGCCAGCCCACUGCAUGUCGCCGCGCGUACCGGAAGGGCGGAUCGCGUCAAACAACUAUUAGAAACCGUAUGCGUCUCUGAGCUCAACUCGGUGGAGCCAAUCUACGGUUGGACUCCGCUAGUUGUCGCCUGUGUCGAAGGUCACCAGAGUGUCGUCGCUGUGCUUCUCGAGCAUGGAGCCGACCGGGACAUCAAAGACCACCGCGGUUGGACAGCACAGGAGCAUGCCGCUUUUCGGGGACAUCUUGCUUUGGCGAAGGGAAUGACAGGGCCAUCCAAGUGGGAGUCCGGUACCGAUGUGCUAACUACCGCAUCAUUGGCGCAGCAGGAUGACAAUGUCAAGGCUCUACAUCAACGGCCGCAACUGGUGGUUUACCUUGGCAGCUUGCAGGAUGGAAAGCAGGUGAACCCAUUUGAAUUUCGAACACCAUCACUGAAAACAAAGGCCACGAGCAAUGACCUUGCACUGAAAUUCUCUUCUCCUGGGGAUGACUCUUCCCGUCAAAUUAACAUGUCCUUUCUCGGUGACACAGCUAACGAAUCAUUGAUCUUCGAGCUUCCAACCACGGGCGAGGCAGAACUGCGCCUAGAACUCCUCGAUUUAGGCGAUGGUCAUGACGGCCAAGCAGAGUUGCUUGGUGGUGGUACAGCGCUGCUGAUAGACAAUCUCAAUUCCUUUGGUGAGAACCGGGAAAGUCUGGUGCGCGAGAGAACUAUUCCCAUUCUCGAGAGGGGGUCAUUCCAGGCUAUAGCUACGGUGACCUUCACAUUUCUUAUAAUCAAGCCAUUUCAGCAUCCCAGUAUUCCCUCUGUGAGAGAAUGCUUUCUCCGUCAUGACGAUUUUUGUCUCGUAGGACAUCGAGGCUUCGGACAAAAUGUUGCCGGGCAUGACUAUUUACAGUUGGGAGAGAACACAGUCGAGUCAUUCCUAUCAGCUGCCAGUCUGGGGGCUUCCUUUGUCGAGUUUGGUAUGGACCUUGUACCUGUUGCAUAUCACGACUUUUCCUUGAGCGAGUCUGGGACUGACGUCCCAGUGCAUGAUGUGACUUUAGAUCAGUUCCUGCAUGCGAGCAAGAUACAAUCCCCAAUGGGCUAUCCAACAUCCAUCAAGGGAAGCAGGCACCACCAUAAGAAUCCACGCUCCCGGUCUCUUACCAGGGGCCACGAGCAAGGAGCGCAACAAAUGCAAGAGAGGAUGAGACACACCGUAGACUACAUGAGCAAGGGUUUCAAGCCCAACACCCGAGGCCACGUUAUCCAGGACUCGUUUGCGACCAUCGAAGAGCUACUAACCCAGCUUCCGGAGAACCUUGGUUUCAACGUCGAGAUCAAGUACCCCCGAAUCCACGAAGCCACCGAAGCAGGAGUAGCCCCAGUAGCGAUCGAAAUCAACAUAUUCGUGGAUAAAAUCCUCGAGAAAGUAUUCACCCUGGGGAACAGCAGAAACAUUAUCUUGUCCUCAUUCACCCCCGAGAUCUGCAUUCUCUUGGCAUUCAAACAGCAAACCUAUCCAGUCAUGUACAUCACCAACGCCGGAAAGCCCCCAGUCACAGACAGAGAGAAGCGAGCCGGUAGCCUGCAAGCUGCAGUGCGAUUCGCCCAGCAGUGGGGCCUCAAUGGAAUUGUUCUGGCCUCCGAGACUUUGAUCAUAUGCCCUCGGCUGAUCGGAUACGUCCAGCGGUCGGGGCUCGUGUGUGGCUCGUAUGGACCACUCAAUAACAUCCCGGAGAGUGCACAACUCCAAUUCGAUGCUGGCAUCAAUAUUCUGAUGGCCGACCGGGUCGGGCUUAUUGCUAAAGCACUGGAGGACCGGGAUGGCGAUGAUCGGCGAUUGAAGAACUAG